This is a messenger RNA of Caenorhabditis elegans, 78 nucleotides long. RefSeq lists its product as uncharacterized. The coding region runs from base 1 to 78 and encodes 25 amino acids. The transcript is spliced from 2 exons. NCBI's taxonomy places the organism in Eukaryota, Metazoa, Nematoda, Chromadorea, Rhabditida, Rhabditidae. The record is from RefSeq and is marked reviewed.
AUGAUGACACGGUUGACUCGACUGGUGGAGCAAAGGAAGAGACGGAGGAUACGAAGGAGUUCAAUGAAAGAGGAUUAA